AUGACUUUCUUUGGUAAUGGACUUGGUGCUAAUUGUGGUGCAUUCACGUUCUGAAUUAACGUUAAGUCAUUGCUGAUUUGCUAAAAUAAAUAAAUUUAAGUAACAUCCAAACAUGUAUUAUUAACUUCUAACGCUUAAAUACCUUUGUAAGAACAUUAUACUUUGAAGUAACAGCACUUUGCAUACUGUUCAAUUUUUCCUGUGCCUUUCCAGUGAUGCUACUAAUUCUUGCAGUUGCAUCAUUAAACAAUCGAUGUUUAUUUAUCUCGUUGCUCACUACUUUAAUUAACGAUCGAAAUUUCUCUGCCAUUGUAUACUGUUCAUAUUUUUGCAUAAGUUGUAUAAAAAUUUACAAUGUGGAAAUUAAUGAUUUUACCUCAGCAUUACUUAUCAUUAUACUCGUAUUCAUUCGUACGUUUUUAAUAUUACAGAAAUGCAAAUUGCAUGUAAUCUUUGGAAAAAUUUAUUAACAGAAGAAGCUUUAAAAAGAAAAAAAUAAUUGUCAAGUUUUUAUAAAUACAAAGUUGCUAAUUAAUUUACAGAUGAAAUAACAAAAUAUGUAUACGAAGAAAUCUUAUAUUACAUCUGUGUAUGAAAUUUAAUAUUUGAAAAAUUUCAAAAAUUAUUUGUUAUAAUUUCAUAAUGUUAUUUGUAAUUUUUGUAGUUUAAAUAUCUUAAAAAAUAUUGAAAUGUUUGGUUACACGACCUCGUAAAGAAUCUUAGUUUAAGGCCUGUUUAAGGCACGUUUUUGGAGGUUAGUCGACGUUCGGAAAAUACACUUAAUUCUUGAUGAUUAUUUAUUUAAUAGAAUUGCAAUAAUUUACUAUAGUUCUAUUAUUAUAUGAAACACAGUUAAAUAACAUAAAUGUAAAACCACGAUUAUACAAUAUGAAUGAAAAUAAAUAUAUUUUGCACAUUUAACAAUUAAUCUUGUAUUUUUCAGUUUUUUUUCAAUUUUAAUAUUCCAUGCUCUUUUUCUAAGGAGCUUAAAUAUUAAUAACAAAUACGUGUAGCAGAUUCUAUAAUGAAAAGAAGCAUACGGCAAAUAUCCAAAGCACACAAAAUAAUUAUCUCUUCAAGUGAUUCUGAGAAUGAAUCCGAAGAUGAAAAUUACAUUCCCAUCAAAGCACCAAAGAAAAAGAUAAGUACAAAUGGCAAUAAGAGAAAAGCUAGUACCCUUUCAUUACCCAAAAACAAUAAACGAACAGCAACACAACUUAAAGAGGAAAUAAUAAAAGCAGAACCUAUAUAUGGUACGAAUGAUUUGGUAGAUUUAAAAAAGAAGACACAGAGUAAGAGUAAGAGAGUGAAAAAGGAAGAAGUACAAAAAAACUCUGAUGCAAAAGAUGUUAAACAAAUGUUAAAGGAUAUAUCUUUAAAUUCUGCAGAAUUUAAAGAAUGGACUAUUGAAGACUAUGUGAGCGAAAUCAACAAUGUUGAGAAGCCUAUAGUAGAAAAUGUUACAAAGCUUUUCAACAAUGACAAUACAAUUCCGUUUAUCGCAAGGUAUAGGAGGAACAUGACCGGUGGGAUGGAUCCAGAUAAGCUGAGAGCAUUGAAAGAGAGUCUUGAUCGUGCCAAAGUGAUUAAACAACGUGCCAGUACUAUAUUGAGAUCUAUUGAUAAAUUAGGGCAAUGGUCUCCUGCUGUACAUUCUGUCAUUAUAUCUGCCAAAUCUCUAGAUGACUUAGAACACAUAUAUUCUCUUUUCAAGCCAGCAUCUAAACGAACUUUGGCAGAAAGAGCAAAAGAUCUAGGUUUAGGUCCUGUAAGUGAUCUUGUGUUACAGGGUCAGACACUCCCUUCAUUGUCUUCUCUUAUUGAUCCUAACAAAGAUGGAUUAAAAACUGAGCGGCAGAUUGUAGAUGGAAUUGUACACAUUAUAGCAGAUGUUAUAAAUAAGAAUAAAAUUGUAUUUGAUAAAGUCAAAGAGCUUCAAACAGGAUGUUCUAUAAAUAUCCAGACUGUAGAAUGUAAAGCCAAUAGUAAAUCCAAUAGUAAAUCCAAUAAUAUAUCAGAGAGCAAAGAGAAGGACUUGCAUAGGAAGUAUGAAACGUACUAUAAUUUUAAUACAAAUACGAAAUACAUCAAACCUCAUCAGAUACUAGCUAUCAAUCGUGGGGAAGCACAAAAGAUUCUUAGUGUGAAAAUGAUACUUCCUGAUUUUUUUGAAAAAGCAUUUAAAGCAUGUUGCUACAAACUGUAUAAUUCAGCCAUUGCAGCGUCUAAAUUACAUUCUAAAUUAUUAAAUGAGGGCAUUGAUUAUGCUUAUACAAAAUUUAUCAAGCCCUUGGUAAUACGUAGACUGAAAAGCGAACUAAAGCAAAAAGCGGAAACAGCAUCGAUUGAAGUUUUCGUAACUAACGUGAAACAGUUGCUUCUCACUGCACCUCUGCGAGGGAAAAUCAUACUCGGCAUAGAUCCAGGAUUUUCACAUGGUUGUAAAUUAGCGAUAAUUUCCGAGCAGGGGGACGUACUUGAAACAGGCGUGAUUUAUCCACAUAGAAACUCACAGAAGUUUCACAAUGAAUCUGCCGAUAUUUUGGUGAAUUUGGUGACCAAGUACAAGGCCACGAUUUUGGCAUUAGGUAAUGCUACAGCUUGCAGAGAGACUGAAAUGUUUUUAAACAAGUUAAUUAAGUCGAAUGCAUUUGGCCCGAUCGAAGUUUCGUACACGAUUGUCGACGAAGCCGGAGCAUCGAUUUACAGUUGUAGCUCGGAAGCAAAAUCUGAAUUCCAGGAUCUCGACGCGAACUUAAUCUCUGCCAUUUCAAUAGCAAGACGUCUACAAGAUCCACUUGCUGAAUUAGUAAAAAUAGAGCCUAAACAUUUAGGUGUGGGAAUGUAUCAGCAUGAUCUGCCAGAGAAACAGUUGUUAACAGCAUUAAACGAGGCUGUUUCAGAGGUUGUGAGCUUUGUAGGUGUAGAUGUGAACACUGCGUCCCAGUGCCUUUUGAAAAGGAUUGCUGGCUUGAACGUAUCCAGAGCAAAUAAUAUUAUAGAAUGGAGAUCUGAAUUUGGACCGUUUAAAAAUAGACAACAACUGUUGGACGUGAAGGGAAUUGGGAACAAAGUAUUCGAACAAUGUGCUGGCUUCAUUAGGAUAUUGCCAGAGACUUCAAUGAAUGAUAAUACCGAGAAACGUAAAUCUGUUAAGAAGUCUAAGCAAACGUACAGUUUAUUGGAUCAAACUUGGAUUCAUCCUGAAUCAUACAAAAUAGCCGAAAGUUUCUUAAAGCAUUGUAAUUGCAAUUUGGAAAAUCUCGGAACUACAGAAUUCAUUCAGAAAGUAAAAUCGUGUGCUGAGGAAGGAUUCGAUAGUUUGGCCCGAAAGUUUGGCACAAAUGAGGCGACCAUGGAGGUGAUAGUUAAGGGUUUAUCUAUGAAGAAGAACGAGGAUAUACGGUUAGAGUCUCGUGCUCCGCUUUUUCGAAAGAGUUUGCUCAGUAUUAAUAACUUAAGCGCGGGGAUGUCAGUAACAGGCGCGAUAAGAAAUAUCACCCAUUUUGGAGCGUUUGUGGACAUAGGAGCGGGUAAAGAUGGACUUAUACCAACGAAAUGGUUAAAAGAUUCAUCAGUUUCUAUAGGUCAGCGUGUAGAGGUGAAAGUACUUUCAGUAGAUGUGGAACGUGGUAGAAUCAGUUUAGAAUUAAUCAACACCUUAUAAUAUUAAUAAAGUGUCUAUUCAGUUAUCACAAAUGUCAAAAUAAAUUCUGAUCUUUUUACACACAGCGGACAUCUAUACCUGAGAUUUUAAUUCUAAUUUUAUAUUAAUAAUGAAAUUUUUAAUAGUAUAAUAUAUAGAAACGAAAGGUUUGCACAGGAUAUUUUUAAAAAUCUGCCAGUUUUGAUCAUUUUAUUAUAUUAUAUAAAUAUAAAAAUAUAAUCAC
This is a messenger RNA of Heterotrigona itama, 3890 nucleotides long. The record is from the annotation of a GenBank genome assembly. NCBI's taxonomy places the organism in Eukaryota, Metazoa, Arthropoda, Insecta, Hymenoptera, Apidae.